AUGACCUCUUCUUUACCGCAAACUGGCCAAUAUGACAUCACAAUCGAUGCUCCGUCACCGCUGCCACCUGAAAUACCGGCACGGGUUUACGAUAUUCUUACUACCCUACGGCUCACCCUCGUCAUCCGACUAUCGAAAGAUCUCCAUCCCCUUAAUACCGAGUCUUCCUUGUACGUCUUGCGAAGAGAAAAGGUCCCCGGAGAUGGUGUGAGGUGGGCGUGGGCAGAAAGACAACCCAACACUUAUUCACAUGCCGAUUCGCGCACUCUGGACGAUUAUGAAUCGUUAGACAUAUUACGCUAUGCGGACGUCUCACCUGAGGACGUUCAAGUGCUCAUUGCGAACUCGUCGAAUAAUGUUGAAUGGUAUAGCAAGGGCAGAAGGACGGAAGGCGAACCAGCAGGAUCGGUCUUAUUUCCCAUUGUCCGUGAAAUGCAUUUCUCCUGUCCAGCCCAAGAGGAUCACAGACAAGUCUUGACCUUAGCCAUGUCCCCAUUUUCACCGACUCUAUCUUCCUCGCCGAUCAAUUCUCCUUGGAACACGGAACAUACCACCGACCCCACGGUCUUACCGGCUGUUUCAGCUUUCCCCUACUAUCCAGGUAAACAUACCCAACCGUCUAGAUCAACGAUCUUCACAAAACAUGACGGCGCCUUGGGAAAUCUCAUGAUCGAACAAUUCCUCAAUUAUUUAACUCAAGAGCUUUUUCCAAGGUCAUAA
Kwoniella botswanensis is the source of this 720-nucleotide messenger RNA. RefSeq lists its product as uncharacterized. The transcript has 3 exons. Bases 1 to 720 code for a protein of 239 amino acids. The record is from RefSeq and is a predicted model, not a curated record. NCBI's taxonomy places the organism in Eukaryota, Fungi, Basidiomycota, Tremellomycetes, Tremellales, Cryptococcaceae.